UUUCAGAAUGUCGGGACGAGAUCUCGAACUAACUCUCGAUAGAGUAUCCAGCAUAGAAUACCCGGCACUGGUGAAAGAGGCCUUUCUGAAUAAUUGGCACGCUUCAGCUCAUCGAUCCGAGGUGACUUCAAAUUGUGCAUCACUCAAUGACAGGUACUGCUGGGUUCUGUCUCGAAAUCAAAUUUUCAUUUGGGAGCGGGCGAAGUCGAGCCAUCGUGCUAUAAUCCCCACUCAGCUUCCGUUGCCGACCAGUGGCCUUCCUCGCUCAGUAAAGUGCGUUGUUGUAUAUGAUGGAGUCCACCGUGGUGCAAACAAAACCCCGUGUCCAGGAAUUCUCGUUGUCUCACCUGAAGGAGUUCUUCGACAUUGGACUUCAAUUGAAUCUCAAACAUACAUUGAAGAAGUUUUGGAUAUCAAUAACGAGGUUGCUCUGCGGGUGGAAUUGACUGAUGAGCCGAUCGAUGGAAAAUCAGCUUCUUUCCUACUGACAACUACAUCAGGAACUGUCUAUUUUUUGAAUGGAAAAGGGCAAGAUUCGGCAAAAACGGGUGCAUUGGAAUGCAAUAAAGUAGCUGGUCGAGAAGCACAUGGAUUCAGAAGACGUCUUUCUUCAAUAAUGUUCGGAGGAGAAUCCAAGGAAUCUACGUCACUAAUUACGAACAGUUUCCAACAUCAAUCCAAAGAUUUACUGGUUGUAACAGUGUCUCCAGAUGUUCUGACAGUUUAUAAUAUGUACACACCAUGUGAACUUUGGUCACUGAAAACCAAGGAAUUUUUCCAACCAAAGAUUGCAUCGUUUUUCGAAGCGGACUUGAAGAGAACUCCACUGAAAGUCCGAGCGAGGUUGAUUGAUGCAGCAGUCUUCCGAGAUGGUCUGAUGAUUCUAAUCGGUGGAACUCAUGAAGAGUCUCAAUCUGUUCACAUGUUCAUGGUCUGGAUGAGUGCUAACUGGCAAACAGAGCAACCCACCGGAGUAGUUUGGUCAGCAAGAGUUCCAAUGAAUGAGCAUCGCGCCCUUUUUUCGAAGAUUGACGAUUCGAUCUACUCUAAUCUGACGUUGUGUAUUCCCAAGAAUACUGCAGAGUCGAAAAAGGCUGAUAGAACAGAUGGAAUCAUUAUCAUCAAUCCCUACUUUGCGGUAUCUCUAUACCUUCCAUUCGAUUUGGCCAAACCGAAAAAACCGGAAAGUCUAUACCGUCAUGUUUCCAUUCCACCCCGAGAUCAACUUCUAGGAUAUGCAAUUUGCUCACAAUAUGUCUAUAUUAUGAUGCUAGAAUCCGGUGUCUCUACAAUUCGUCUUCUACCACGUGGAUUUGCAGACAGCUCGAUCUAUACACAUGAGCAAGUCGUCGUACCAUCUCUGUCAGUAGGCACUGAUGAUUGGCCAAUUUUAAGCGAACUCUUGUCUGAAAUGGUUGCAUCUGGACUUCCGAAGACUCCACUUUAUCAAUCAUUGCAUCGGGCUUUCGAGCUUUUCGCAGAAAAACAUAUGGCAGAGUCGGAAGAGGAAUUAAAGGCGAUUAUCAAAAUGCCAGAUCAGGAAAUUGCUCGUAUUGUUUCUCAAUUUCUCUACGCAAUAAUUGAUUAUUCGGAUGCUGCCAACAAAACUGACACUGAACUCCACGCGAAGCGAGUGUUGACAUCCAGAAUCAUGCUUUUCCUGAAGCAUAUGGGAGUGUAUGAAAGAAUCAUAAGCUCACCCCUGGGAAUCAGCAGAGGAGGAAUCUUAUCGCUACGUGUCGGAGGAACAAUGCUGGGAGAAGUCUCCGAACGUGUCGCUGCAUCAACGGCCAUAUGGACGUGGAAAACUUCAAACGAAACAAAUUCUGCAGUUUUCGACGCAAUCAUCGAGAAAGUUUUGAGAAUUCCAGAAGUCCAGGAUUUAGGUCUGAAAGAUAAAGAUGCUCUAUUCGGUCGAUGUGGACUAGUUCAUCAUAUUCCUGUUGUUGCUGCUCAACAAUUGGAAAAAAAUGUGAUCGGAAAGACGAAAUCACACAGAUUCGAAGUGUUUCACGCUGUAUGUGAACUUCUUUCUGGUAUCAAAGAAACUAUUAUCAGUUGGAGAAAUUGCAGAACGAAAGUUGCUAUUCCUAAGUUCCCUAUUUGGUGGACUCUCGAAACUUUUGCAUCUUGUUAUCGUGAUGUUGCUGAAAAGAUCAUUGAGGAAUUGAAAAAUGGAUCAUCUACUGAUAGUGAGAGAGCAAGACUUUUGAUGUAUAUUUUGAGCAUCUACGAUUUCUACCUGUCUGAAAGUGACUCUCAACCAGACAACGACAAAGUUUUGCAAGAAAUGAUCGCUCUUGGAAAGCCAGCAGACGCUAUGGAACUGGCAGAGAAACACAAGGACUUUGGAACGUUAGUCAAAAAUUAUCUAACGACUGAUGUUGGCACUCGGCAGAAGACUUUUGAAAGAUACAAGAAGAUGUUCGAAAAAGACGAUUUCGAGAUGUAUCUAUGUGAUUAUCUGAAAGAGCAUGGACGAAAUGAUGUACUUUUGCAACAAGGUGGAAGUCGAGUGGAUGCUUAUUUGGAUAACUUCAAAGAAUUAAGAUAUUCAAGAGAAAUUGCAAAUAAACAGUUCGGAAAGGCGGCCCUCACUUUGAUGAGUCUUGCUGAUGCAGAAACUAAGAGCUUCUCAAAAUUUGUCGAGUUUCUAACAAGAGCAUAUUAUUGUGCAUGUUCCAGUAUCGAUGGAACAGAUGUUUCAGAGGUUCUCGACUUCUACAAACGACGAUAUCCGGAGAUGAAGCAUCGUAAACGUAUUCCGACCGAAAUAUUGAAAAUAUGCUUCGGCAACGAUUUGGAUGCGAUGAUGUCUGUGGAAGAUAUGCUCGAAUGGAAUAUGGCUGUCCAGCCGAAUGAUGAAGCUUCGGUUGAAGGGUUCGCAAGAGCAUUCCAUUUGUUAGCUGAUCUUCUUGCUGUGCAUCCGGAUUCGGAUGAAUUGAAAAAGAAAAUUGAUAAGACGUGGAAAGCAUUAGUGGAUUAUGACGAGUGGAACCGGGUUAGAAGCAAAGAAGAUGUGGAGAAAAAGACAAUUUUCGGAAAAUUCUGCAACUAUUUGAUCAAUUCGUAUCCUGCUGACAAAGGUGAUUCUUUCCCAAUUUGGAUGCCAAUAUCUCGUCGUCUGAUCUUCCCAACCGAUAUCGACACAGUUCUCGAUGAAUGUAUCGCGAAUACGACUGGAAAUCAUCUUUCAUGGAUCAAAGGUCAUCUGAAAUGGAUUGGAGAGCAACUUUGUAAACAGGCUCUUCUACCAAAAUCGGCAUUCUUCCGUCCGGAUAUGAAACAAGUUGGAUCGAUUUCUCAAGCAGCUCUCGAAGCAUUCGGUCCGAUUUUACAACGAAGAGAACAACGAUUUAUUGAUCAGUUGAAUCGUGAUUCGAUGAUGGAGACUUGAUUAUUUUAUAUUCUUCAUUUUUUGUUUUGUUUUUUAUUUUACCAUUUUUCCCGAUUUGUAUAUGAUCUCCACGGUUGUUAUUAUUAUUAUUUUUCAAGUUUUUUUACCUAACUUAUUGAUUUUUAUACAUAUCUUUAACGUGAUGUUUCCCGUAUAAAAUCAGAGCUCUUUUUUAUCUUAAAGUUUUACUAAAACCGAACAUCGUAACUUAUUCGAUGAAAAUUUUACUUAU
Messenger RNA from Caenorhabditis elegans, 3629 nucleotides. RefSeq names its product Nuclear pore complex protein 15 (gene npp-15). Gene Ontology annotation, molecular function: structural constituent of nuclear pore. The coding region runs from base 8 to 3397 and encodes 1129 amino acids. The record is from RefSeq and is marked reviewed. The transcript has 9 exons. Lineage: Eukaryota; Metazoa; Nematoda; Chromadorea; Rhabditida; Rhabditidae. Gene Ontology annotation, cellular component: nuclear pore; nuclear envelope.